This is a messenger RNA of Ochotona princeps (American pika), 945 nucleotides long. Its product is annotated as histone-lysine N-methyltransferase PRDM7-like. Lineage: Eukaryota; Metazoa; Chordata; Mammalia; Lagomorpha; Ochotonidae. The record is from RefSeq and is a predicted model, not a curated record. Gene Ontology annotation, biological process: positive regulation of reciprocal meiotic recombination; regulation of DNA-templated transcription. Gene Ontology annotation, molecular function: histone H3K4 methyltransferase activity; histone H3K36 methyltransferase activity; protein binding. Gene Ontology annotation, cellular component: nucleus.
AUGAAGGAAUCAUCAGGAAUAGCAAAUUUACUAAACAUAACUGGCUCAAAGAAGGGCCGGAAAGCAGUGUUCCAUCCUAAGGAACCAAACAGCUCAGGACAGCACUCUACACAAAAACUUAAACUCAGAAGAAAGGAUGAGAAUGAAGCAUUUCAGAUGUACAACUUGAAAGGAAGAAAGGGUCAGACAUACAAAGAGUUCAGUGAGACUGAGGAUGAUGACUACCUGUAUUGUGAGAAGUGUCAGAUAUGCUUCCUGAAGAGCAGUGCUGCUCAUGGACCCCCCCCCGUGUUUCUAAAGGACAAUCCAGUGGAAAAGGGACAUCCUAGCCGUGCUCUCCUCAAUGUGCCCCCUGGACUUCGAAUUGGCCCAUCAAGCAUUCCAGAGACUGGGCUUGGAGUAUUUAAUGAAGCAUCUGAUCUGCUAUUGGGGCUGCACUUUGGUCGUUUUAAGGGCAAGAUCACAGAAGUGGAAGAGAAACCUGACAGUGGAUACAGCUGGCAGAUAGCCAAGGGCAGGAACAGCCAUGAGUACGUGGAUGGAAAGUAUACCUCUUUGGCCAACUGGAUGAGGUAUGUGAACUGUGCCCGGAAUGAUGAGGAGCAGAAUUUGGUGGCCUUCCAGUACCACAGGCAGAUAUUUUACCACACCUGCCAGGUCAUCAAACCAGGCUGUGAGCUGUUAAUAUGGUAUGGGGAUGAGUAUGGCCAGAAGCUGGGAAGCCGCACUAGGCGGGGACGUGCACCUCAGGUUCGCAGAAUGAUGACAGUUAAAGAAAACGAGCUGUCAGUCCACCUGCAGCCAGAGUAUGAGUUCGAGAUUACCGCUGCCACUGUAACAGCAAUAGCUACUGGUGGUUAUGACUGUGUACGCCCUGGCAUGGCAGGCCUCUGUGGUUCUUCAGAUGGGAGCAGUUUAAUCAACAUGUUUGGACUGGCUUGCUAA